GCAGGGCGGGCUGCGGCAGCGGGCGGGCCGGGUGCGGCGGCGGCGGCACCACCACCAUGUCGGAGGCGGCGGUGGCGGACACCCGGCGUCUUAACGCCAAGCCGCAGGACCUUACGGACGCGUACGGGCCGCCCAGCAACUUCCUCGAGAUCGACAUCUUCAACCCACAGACCGUGGGCAUGGGCCGCGCCAGAUACACGAGCUACGAGCUGCGGAUGCGGACAAACCUCCCGAUCUUCAAAUUGAAAGAGUCGUGCGUGAGGAGACGGUACAGUGACUUCGAAUGGCUGAAGAAUGAGCUGGAACGAGACAGUAAGAUUGUAGUGCCACCACUGCCUGGAAAAGCUUUGAAACGACAGCUUCCCUUCCGGGGAGACGAAGGCAUCUUUGAGGAGUCCUUCAUUGAGGAGCGGAGACAGGGACUAGAACAGUUUAUUAACAAAAUUGCUGGACACCCCCUGGCACAGAACGAGCGCUGCUUACAUAUGUUCCUGCAAGAGGAGACUAUUGAUAGGAACUACGUCCCAGGGAAAGUGCGCCAGUAGGAGCACCUGGCAGCGUCUUCCUCCAUUCCACCCUCCUUCCUGCAAAAAUGACAUUUAUUUUUACACUAAAUCUGUCUUCUCUGAACCAGCUUUUCCUCUCUUGAACCUCCCAGUUUGUUCAGUAUUUUCCUCUUUUGUAACUGGCAGCAGCUUGUUCUACUAGGCUGUGGUCUUGGCCUAAAGUAUGAAGACUUAUGCGAGUGUGUUGUCCUGUGCCGAGGGGCAGAUGUGAAUAGGUGUGGAGCAGGAACUUGCUUAUGGCAUUAUGGUGUAGGAGCUGCCUCUCUCCCUGUACAGGAAGGUAUGAGAUGGCAUUCACUCCCCCGUGUCUGUGCAGUCCCCAAGCAUCUCUGCAGGAGACUGAAAAAUAGCAGUUGUCAUGUUGGUCAGGGAUCACAUCAGGUGUUAGUUUUAGUAAUUAUCCAGAACAGCAAGUAGGUGCCUGGGUGUGUUGGUCUCUCAUCCACCCCAUUCACCCUGCAUGAAAACCCCAUUCUGCACUGUCUGGAAGCGCUGAGACUUUCCUGGGCAAGGACCUCCUCUAAUCCUGCUCUCAGCCUCCUGCGUUAUGGACCUGUGUGCUGUAUCUGUGUUAAUCUCCCUCCUUCCUAACGUGCUGCUGGCAGCUCAAGGGGUUUCUAUGAUGUGUGCUCUCUGUGGGCAUUUUGAUGUGCGGAAGCUGGGGUAGCCUGGGCUGCGGCAGUGUGUGCUGGGGUGCUCUAUUGCAUGGGGUGACUGUACCCCGUGCCCCAGCAGCAGAGGGGAGCAGACAGGUCUGGCUGAGGGGCUGAUGGGGCUGUUGUGUGAUGGCUGCCACGGGAGGAGCCCAGCGGUGGAACCUGGGCUGAGGUCCCUUUCACCUCCGGAAAGGGACUGGCAGAACAUGGCCAGUGAGUCCUGCAUUAGCAUUUGAUUGUGCAGCAGGAGGAGAGAGGCUUUGUGUGUGUUCUCCCCUGUUCUGCAGGGAGCUAGGCAGUUGUUGCGUGGAAGUGAGGAUACGGGACUGGUCAGGCAAGUGUUCAGAGCUUGAGGGGAGCCACGAGGCUGGGACUUGCUGGAGCAAAAUCGUCUUUUGAAGGUUCCUCUAGCCGUGAGGGGCGGGGUUGGGCCUCAGCCUGGGGGCUGCUCAGGUCAAGGCUGGCUGGUCUAUAAGCGCUUGGUCACUUUGUGGUGUCACAGUUGAGCCCUUCUCUGAGCACACGCCUGCAGUAACUGCUCUCCAUCCCUGCCAUACAACCCCCGAGGCCUGCACUUCUGGGUUUUCCGGUGAGGCACUGGCGCUGCUGGGUGGGGAGUGGCUCUCAGGAAGGAGCAGAAGUAGCUGAUACCAGGAGGGAGCUGCCCCGGGGGCCCGGGAAGGGCAGUGGGUGCCAGUGGAGGCGGCCGCCCGUGCCUGAAUCACGGCUCAGUUCCGGCCCCCUCCUCGUGCCCUCCGUGUCCUGCCCGCCCAGCUGUCUCCAUCCCGUCCAGUGUAACGUUCCGUUAGCAUUAAACCACUGUGAAGCCA
Messenger RNA from Melopsittacus undulatus (budgerigar), 2052 nucleotides. RefSeq names its product sorting nexin 12 (gene SNX12). Gene Ontology annotation, molecular function: phosphatidylinositol-3-phosphate binding. Bases 57 to 545 code for a protein of 162 amino acids. Gene Ontology annotation, biological process: late endosome to Golgi transport; endocytic recycling. The record is from RefSeq and is a predicted model, not a curated record. Lineage: Eukaryota; Metazoa; Chordata; Aves; Psittaciformes; Psittaculidae. The transcript is spliced from 4 exons. Gene Ontology annotation, cellular component: retromer complex; early endosome membrane.